CUGACGGACGGACGCGCGGACGGACGGACGCUCGGACUGAGCCGCGGCGGCCGGGACCCGCCCGUCCAGCGCUCGCCGGGGCCGCGGCCACCCCCGGGCCGGUCCGGCGGCCGCGGCGCGCGCGCCCCAUGGGGCCACAGUGUCCGUAGGCCACCGCUCGGAUGCACAGCCACGGGGAAGAUAUGGAAAUCGCGUCCCACUACCGGCAGCUGCUGCGGGAGCUGGACGAGCAGCGGCAGCACGGCAUCCUGUGCGACGCCUGCGUGGUGGUCGAGGGCAAGGUCUUCCGGGCGCACAAGAACGUGCUGCUGGGCAGCAGCCGCUACUUCAAGACGCUGUACUGCCAGGCGCAGAGGGCGCCCGGCCAGGCCACCGUCACCCACCUGGACAUCGUCACGGCCCAGGGCUUCCAGGCCAUCAUCGACUUCAUGUACUCGGCCCACCUGGCGCUGACCAGCAGGAACGUCAUCGAGGUCAUGUCCGCCGCCAGCUUCCUGCAGAUGACCGACAUCGUGCAGGCCUGCCACGACUUCAUCAAGGCCGCCCUGGACAUCAGCAUCAAGCCCGACGCCUCGGACGAGCUCGCCGAGUUCGAGGUGGCCGGCGCGGGCGGCGGCGCGGACGCGCUCAUCUCGGCCGUGAUGGCCGGCAGGAGCAUCUCCCCGUGGCUGGCGCGGCGCACCAGCCCCACCAACUCCUCGGGGGACUCGGCCAUCGCCAGCUGCCACGAGGGCGGGAGCAGCUGCGGGAAGGAGGACCCCGAGCCCAAGGCCGAGGGUGCCGAGGACCUGGGCGCCACCGCGCUGUGGCCGGGCGCCGUGGUCUGCGGGACCCUGUCCAUCAAGGAGGAGCAGGUCUCGCCGGCUCCGUACGGGGAGAGCGAGGCGCCCUGCGCCCAGGCCGGCGCCCAGAACCCUUUCUCGGAGCAGGCCGGCGGCGACAGCUGGCAGCCCGCGGGCCGCAGGAAGAACAGGAAGAACAAGGAGACAGUCAGGCACAUCACGCAGCAAGCGGGGGACGGGAGCCGGCCCGGCUCCCCGGUGCCGUCCUUCCUGCCCGCAUCCACCUGGCCCUUCGGCAGCCGAGACCCGGGUGCAGACUUGGCCAUCCCUGAAGCCGGCGGCCCUGACAGGCACGGGGACAGGGCCGACCUCUAUGCACACGUGGAGGAGAGCCUCCUGGGAGGGGACGUCAGCUGCCUGGGCCCGCCGCUCACCCCCGAGAAGGACGAGGCACUGCAGCAGGCCGCCGCAGUGGCCAACCUGCGGGCGGCGCUCCUGAGCAAGAACAGCCUGCUGUCCCUCAAGGCCGACGUCCUGAGCGAGGAGAGCUCCCUGCUGCUGGAGUGCCUGCCACCCGGCGCCCAUGGCCUGUCCUUGAACGAGUUCACGGUCAUCAGGAAGAAGUUCAAGUGCCCGUACUGCAGCUUCUCGGCCAUGCACCAGUGCAUCCUCAAGCGACACAUGCGCUCCCACACGGGCGAGCGGCCCUACCCCUGCGACAUCUGCGGCAAGAAGUUCACGCGGCGCGAGCACAUGAAGCGGCACACGCUGGUGCACAGCAAGGACAAGAAGUACGUGUGCAAACUGUGCAGCCGGGCCUUCGUGUCGGCCGCCAGCGUGGGCAUCAAGCACGGCUCGCGGCGCCACGGCGUGUGUGCGGACUGCGCCGGCCGCGGCACGGCGGGGCCCCUCGACGGCCCCGGGGCCGAGGGCUCCCCUGAGCUCUUCCCCGGGGAGGGGCCCUACCUGGACGGCCCCGAAGACCCGCGUGGGGAGGGCGAGGAGGAGGGCGAGGAGGAGGACGAGGAUGAGGCCAGGUGGAAGGAGGCCGUGGGGCUGGCCCACGAGGACUCCCUGGACAAGGCCGAGGAGCUGGAGGGGGCCCCCAAGGACCUGGCCUGGGUGUCCUGAGCCCCCGCUCUCGGCUCCCCACCUCACCUGCUCCCCCGGACGCAGCGGCAGGUGCCCUCGGCACCGAGGUGGGGCCUGGGCCGGCCCCCGCAGCGCUGUGGGGGCGCCCCCUCGCCUGGCUGUGCCCGCUCAGGUGCUAUCUCCGGGCAGCAACCCAGGCCCGGCCCCCGUUUUGUGCACUCGCAGGGGCUGCCCUGCUGGCCUUCUUGCUGCUAAUCUGGGCACGGCCUGAUGGGGUGGUGGUGUCUGAAGGUCGUGUGUGGCCGCCGCCUGGCUCAGGCCCCCUCUGAGGUGUCCAGCCAGGGGCACUGGUGGAGGUCAGGCCUGCCGCAGCC
Messenger RNA from Sorex fumeus (smoky shrew), 2248 nucleotides. RefSeq names its product zinc finger and BTB domain containing 46 (gene ZBTB46). The transcript has 5 exons. NCBI's taxonomy places the organism in Eukaryota, Metazoa, Chordata, Mammalia, Eulipotyphla, Soricidae. The record is from RefSeq and is a predicted model, not a curated record. Gene Ontology annotation, molecular function: protein binding; DNA-binding transcription factor activity, RNA polymerase II-specific; RNA polymerase II cis-regulatory region sequence-specific DNA binding. Gene Ontology annotation, biological process: regulation of transcription by RNA polymerase II. The coding region runs from base 162 to 1913 and encodes 583 amino acids.